AAAUCUACUGACAAUAAGGGGAAUGUUAGUCGAUGAUGUGCCUUCGCGUGACAGACAUCAUUUCUUAUUAACUUAAAGAAGACUUUCACUUUUAAGUUUUGUGUCGAGUUUAUUUCAUUUCAUUUUAUUUAGUUGAAUACAAAAAUGUGGGGUGAUCCCUUCAGUAUAAUUUAUUUAAUAUUUUUAUCUUUAUCAGUAUGCUCAGUAAGAUCAGAUUUUCAUGCUAGCCCUGGACGUUGGGUUGAGCCUACCCAGGGUGAACCUUGGCCUAUGCCUAAUAGGCGAAUUAUUGGGGAUGGAUUUCUACUUCUACAACCUUCAUAUUUUAAUAUUGAGACUAAUAUUAUCUGUGAUAUUUUGGAGAAAGCCAAAGUGAGAUACAGCAUGAUAAUUGAAGAGGAAGCUAAAAUAGGUCGAAAAUUGAUACUAAAAGAACGAAAUAUCUUGCAUCAAAAUAAUCAAAAUUUCAUAGGGAUGCUUACAAGUCUUCAAAUUCAUGUAACAGGAACAUGUGAAAAGAUGCCUUAUUUAUAUAUGGAUGAAAAAUAUGAAUUGAAUGUAACUGGUAAAAUUGCUUAUCUUCAUUCCCCCUCAAUAUGGGGAGCACUUCGUGGACUUGAAACGUUUUCUCAACUUUUAGUAGCGUCUGGCAGUGGAAAGAAAUUGGCUGUAAAGAAUCAAACAAUCCAUGAUGAACCUAUGUUACCACAUCGUGGCUUGCUAUUGGAUACGUCACGACAUUUCUUUCCAGUUCCUGACAUUCUUUCAACUUUAGAUGCUAUGUCAUAUAAUAAACUCAAUGUCUUUCACUGGCACAUCAUCGACGACAAUAGUUUUCCAUAUGAAAGUUUAAUAUAUCCAGAACUUUCUGAGAAAGGUUCUUACCACCCUUCCAUGGUUUAUUCUUUGAAUGAUGUUAAAAUGGUAAUCGAGCAUGCAAGGUUACGAGGAAUUCGUGUGAUGCCUGAAUUCGAUUCUCCAGGGCAUGUAUCAUCUUGGGGACUAUCUCAUCCUGAACUUUUAACGACAUGCUUUGAUUCCAAUGGUUUUCCUGAUGGCCGCCUGGGUCCUAUCAAUCCAUCAAAUCCAUUGAUUUGGCCAUUUUUAAGGAACUUUUUAACUGAAGCAAUGAACCUGUUUAGAGAUCAAUAUAUACAUUUAGGAGGAGACGAAGUUCCAUUUGAUUGUUGGGGAAGUAACCCAGAGGUACUUUCGUACAUGGAACAACACAAUAUGGGAAGUGAUUUUACUCGAUUGGAAAGCGCUUAUAUAGCAGAAUUACUUAAGAUUCCAGCUAGUCGUAACAUAAGUUCGGUUGUUUGGCAAGAAGUGUUUGAUAAUGGAGUAGAGCUAACACCAGACACAGUUGUGCAUAUAUGGACAGGACUAUGGUCUGAUAAAUUAUCUAAAGUAACCAAAGCAGGUCAUCCUGCUCUUCUAUCAGCCUGCUGGUACCUGGAUCAUGUAGCAGGUGGUGGUGAUUGGAAAAAAUAUUAUUACUGUGAUCCUAUGGACUUUGAAGGAUCAGAAAAAGAUAAAAAAUUAAUGCUUGGUGGAGAAGCAUGUAUGUGGAGUGAAUUUGUUGACACUCAUAAUGUACACCCGAGAAUUUGGCCACGCGCUAGUGCAGCAGCAGAACGUCUUUGGAGUAAGAAUGUUGAUAAUAUUAAUAUUGCUUCUCAACGUUUGGAAGAACAUGCUUGUCGUAUGAACAGAAGGUCUAUACCUGCUCAACCUCCGAAUGGUCCGAGUUUUUGUAUUGUUUAAUUAUAAUUGAAAUGGAAUCUAUUAUUAAUUCUCAAAUAAUUAUAAAUAAGUUUAUCUUUAAGUAUAAGAGAAAUUUACUUAUCUCCACUUAAAAAUAAAUUGUUAUUUAUUGUUGUCUAUUUAUAAGGAACGUUCAGUAAUAUUCCAGUUAACAACUUUUCUUGUUAUAACAAAUUUUUAAAAAAUAAAUUAAAGAGUUUUAAUGUGAUUUUAAACAUACUUCAGAGAUGUAACUUAGUUAUGUAAGCAUGAUAAACAUAUAAUUGUAUUGUUGAAUGAAAAUUUGUCAUGGCAACGCUGUUGACAUCAAAUCGCAUUCAGUUUUAUUCUCUGUCGUUAAUUGCUUUUCAAUGCUUCAGCUACACGACCAAAAUUUGUCAAAAGCGUAUUUUUAUCAAGAGCAAUGAAUUCAUUAUAAAAAAAUUUUAAAUUACCUGCAUAUCCAUUUUGGAUAAGAUAAAAAG
Messenger RNA from Chelonus insularis, 2231 nucleotides. Its product is annotated as beta-hexosaminidase subunit beta-like. The record is from RefSeq and is a predicted model, not a curated record. Gene Ontology annotation, cellular component: lysosome; membrane. NCBI's taxonomy places the organism in Eukaryota, Metazoa, Arthropoda, Insecta, Hymenoptera, Braconidae. Gene Ontology annotation, biological process: carbohydrate metabolic process; ganglioside catabolic process; glycosaminoglycan metabolic process. Gene Ontology annotation, molecular function: beta-N-acetylhexosaminidase activity. The transcript is spliced from 7 exons. The coding region runs from base 145 to 1767 and encodes 540 amino acids.